Messenger RNA from Ectocarpus sp. CCAP 1310/34, 1300 nucleotides. The record is from the annotation of a GenBank genome assembly. Lineage: Eukaryota; Phaeophyceae; Ectocarpales; Ectocarpaceae.
GUGUGUGUAAGAGAGCGAGGGAGCUAUGGCAGAGGUGGAAGAUCGGAUUGUGAUUUCAAAGAGAAAGGGAGAUGGAGAGGAUGGCGGCCAAGAGAAAAGGCUGAGAGUGGAAACUCAAGCCGCGCUAGCCAUCGUUGAAAAGCAAAACAUUGCGCGUUCCUCCACGCUUCUUGCACCGACAAUGCUCCUCACCGGGCACCAAGCGGCGGUCUACACCUUGAAGUUCGAUCCCACGGGACUGCAACUCGCCAGUGCUGGCGCGGACAGGGCGAUCUUCUUGUGGGAUACUAGGGGAGAGUGUGCAAAUUACAACGUGCUCAGAGGGCAUAAGAAUGUGAGAAGGGUUUGGGGAGCACAUGAGUAUCCAACGCUAGACAGAGCCUGUCUUGGUUUGGGCUGUUGGGCUACUGCUGCUGCAGGUCGUCUGGCUAUGAAGACGAGGACAGCAAUUCUCGAGCUGCACUGGUCCCCGAACUCUCCCACCAUCAUCACGGCCUCAGCGGACAAGACGCUUGGAUACUGGGACGCAAAUGCUGGCAAGCGCAAGAAAACGUUCAAGGCCUUCUGACAGAUCAUUGAUCAUUUUUUCCAUAUGUAUUUUUUAAGAACGCUGAACAGACGGUCUAGUCGUAUAGGGGAGGGUAGGACAGAAACCCCGAACCACAUGCAAAGGAGUUGUAGAGCACACCAGGGUAGAGCGCGCCCACCCCACCAACAUACAGAUGCAAACACAGGGAGCAUCCACCAGGGGUGCGCCGAGAGGUCAUGAGGAGGCCUCCACGCCCCGCGUGGCCUGCCCUGUCUAUCUGGGCGGCGUUGUUGGUAGCGCUUGCGGUAGCGCUGCCGGCAGCGCCAGUUGCCAUUCCUGCUCGUACAUCGGCGUUGGCCGUCUCUCUCCGGCAGCCAUCCACACUUGCUGUGAACGCGACCACUGAGGACAGCGAGCUUGGCAUGGAGGACAGCGGAUCUGCAAUCGACCCAAUAUCGGUUUGUACGAUGCGCCCAUAUCAAACUCACAGGCAUCCUCAUCAUCACUCGGCACGCUUGGGUCGAUUGCAGAUCCGCUGUCCUCCAUGCCAAGCUCGCUGUCCUCAGUGGCCGCGUUCACAGCAAGUGUGGAUGGCUGCCGGAGAGAGACGGCCAACGCCGAUGUACGAGCAGGAAUGGCAACUGGCGCUGCCGGCAGCGCUACCGCAAGCGCUACCAACAACGCCGCCCAGAUAGACAGGGCAGACCACGCGGGGCGUGGAGGCCUCCUCAUGACCUCUCGGCGCACCCCUGGUGGAUGCUCCCUGUGUUU